Molecule: messenger RNA, 3230 nt
Organism: Rosa chinensis
Lineage: Eukaryota; Viridiplantae; Streptophyta; Magnoliopsida; Rosales; Rosaceae
Product: G-type lectin S-receptor-like serine/threonine-protein kinase SD1-1
Exons: 8
Coding region: 316-2100 (594 amino acids)
Biological process (GO): recognition of pollen; protein phosphorylation
Molecular function (GO): ATP binding; protein kinase activity
Source: RefSeq, a predicted model, not a curated record
CUUGGCUUUUCUUUAAAUAUGCAAUAAAUGACCCAUUUUCUUCAACUGCUUUGCGUAUCAGAUUUUCCUGCCAAGAUUACCACCUAUAUUUCCCAGCCUGCUCCAUCAACUUCUAGGCUUCUAGCUCCAUUUGUAGGGGCCAAGAAGUGUGUUCAAAUUCACUGUGGGCCUUUAAAGUCAACAAACCUGUAGUUUCGGGCAAAAGCCCCUUCUAGAUGAUAAUGAUACAGCUCUCUGGGUUCUACUCCCCAGCUCAUCUGCAACUUGUGAUACACCGUAAGGCACAGAAGUGUAUUCAGCUGCCGUUUCAACCAAAUGGGCAUUCUUUCAUUCAUUUUCAUUGGAGUUUGCUUGUUAAAAAUCUCAGCUUUAGCUCAAUCCACUUCCAGCCAUGGCGGCUAUGAAUCGGGUUUCUUGAGUAGACCAAAGGGUGUUCAUAGGAGGAGUCUUUUGGCCUCGACUUCUGGAGACUAUUGUGACAAUAAUAACCUUUGUGGCCCGAAUGGAAUGUGUGUCAUCACCAAUUCACCGGUCUGUACUUGUUUAAAUGGGUUUGAACCCAAGGCACCAGAAAAAUAUAACUCUGGGGACAACUCAGGUGGUUGUGUCCGGGCUCAACCUUCCAACUGCCAAAACAAGGAUGAUGGGUUUGAGAUAUAUGCUGGGGUCAAAUUGCCAGAUACCACAGAUUCUCGGGCUAACCAGAGCAUGAGUGUCGAGGACUGCAGGGAAAAUUGCUUGAACAACUGCUCUUGUGUGGCUUAUGCAAGCUCUAAAGUCAGUGGCUGUACUAUCUGGUUUGGUGAUUUAAUCAACAUGAGGACUCUUUUUGGUGGUGGGGAGGAUCUGUACAUUCGGACACCUGCUUCAGAAUUAAAGAAAAACCACUCACCUAAGACAAAGAUAGCGGUGAUCGUUGCAUCUGUUGUUGCGGUUGUCAUUGGGAUGCUCUUGGUUGCUUAUUGCGUUCACAGGAGGAGAACAAAGUUCAAAGAGAAAAUGGGAGAUAAUGGAAUGACGAAUCAGAACAAUGACGGACAGAACGAAGACAUCGAGCUACCAGUAUUUAGUUUGUCCACAAUAGUCACAGCCACUGAUAACUUUUCAUUCAACAUGAAACUUGGAGAAGGUGGCUUUGGGACUGUAUACAAGGGUAGUCUAGUGGAUGGGCUAGAAAUUGCUGUGAAGAGGCUCUCACGAAGUUCAGGGCAAGGACCAACUGAGUUCAAAAAUGAAGUACUACUAAUAGCCAAACUUCAGCACCGAAAUCUUGUAAGGCUCCUAGGUUGUUGCAUUGAGGGAGAAGAGAGAUUGUUGAUUUAUGAAUACAUGCCCAACAACAGCUUGGACUUCUACCUUUUUGAUGAAAAUCGAGCAAGACUAUUGGCUUGGCCUCAACGCUUUCACAUUAUCUGUGGGAUAGCCAGAGGUCUUCUUUAUCUACAUCAAGAUUCCAGAUUGCGGAUUAUUCAUAGAGAUCUUAAAGCAAGUAAUGUUUUGCUUGAUAAGGAGAUGAACCCAAAAAUCUCAGACUUCGGCAUGGCUAGAACAUUUGGAGGAGAUCAGACUGAAGGAGUUACAAGAAGAGUUGUUGGAACCUAUGGUUAUAUGGCACCAGAAUAUGCAAUUGAUGGUCAAUUCUCUGUAAAAUCCGACGUUUUUAGUUUUGGCAUUUUAUUGUUGGAAACAUUAAGCGGGAAGAGAAGUAGAGGAUUUCAUGAUCCUGUUGAUAACCUUAACCUCAUUGGACAUGCAUGGCGAUUGUGGAAAGAAGGAAGAUCUUCUGAGUUGAUUGAUGAAUGCUUAAGGGACUCCUGCAGUCUGUCAGAAAUCUUGCGUUGCUUCCAUAUUAGUCUUUUAUGUGUGCAAGAGCUCCCUGAGGACAGGCCAAAUAUUUCAACCGUGAUUCUCAUGUUAGGUGGUGGUUCUGCCUUGCCUCAGCCCAAAAAACCAGGUUUUUUUGGUAGAAGUUCAUCUGCAACAGAUUCUUCUUCAUGUAAGAAUGCAACAACAUCUUCAACUAACGAUGUAACAUCUUCAAGUAAGAAUUAUACAUAUUCAAACUAUGACUCUACAAUAACAGUAUUGGAGGGUCGAUAAGAUUCACUCAACUGCAAUUUUGUAGCAUGUAAGUUGAAACCAUUGUUUAAGAAAAUAGUGGAAGUACAUAAAAAGUGAAAUGAUUUCGGAAUGCACCUCGGUUUUUAUGAAAAUAGAGGAAAAUUCACUGAAUAUUAUAGUUUAACUGAUGGUAAACAUUUAAGACAAUCCAAUCUAACAUAUCGAAAAACGAGGUUGUGACCAAAACAAAAGGACAAAUAUCACAGUGUUUCGGUUUUUUCUAGGCUAGAACUUAGUGAGAAGCUAGGAAUUUUACAACUAUAAUUUUAUUUAGAAUUGAAAAUACAACAUACACAUGAAUCUUGAAACUUCAGAAACAUUCAUCUUUAAAAUCUUAAGAAUGUUACUUUAAGCAAUAAACUUCUUUAUCUAGUUAACUGUGUUGCCUUGAGGCUCAAGAUUUUUUUUAUUAUUUAUUAUUUAUUACAAAAAACCAAUAUAUGACAGUUCACCAGAUGCUUGAGGCAUAACUUGUAUAGUCAAAUGAUUAUUGACCAGAUGAAUGGCUAUAAAGUAAUAUACUUGAGAUGUCAUGGCAUUUUUUUACAAAUAACCAACAUAUAACAAUUCACCGGACACUCAAGGCAUAACUUGUGCAGUCAAAUGACUCAAAUGAUUAUUGACCAUAUGAAUGACUAGAAGGCAAUAUACUUGACAUGUCAUGACAUUUCUUUUUUUUAUUUUAUUUUUGUAAUCAAGAUCACACGAUAUCUUCAAAGACCAAGAAUAGAUUGAGAUUUAAACUCCAAUCAGUGUCGACGGGUUCCACACCUGGAGGCUCUUAAGUCUUACUUACUUGACCACCUGUGGUGGUUGUCAUGACAUUUCUUUUAAUUCUCUAGUCUUAAUCCUAUACUUCAAUGAUUGUUAGGCAUAAUUGUCAAACUGCCCCCUAAACUUGAAAAUAAUUAUUAAUUUACACCCCUAACUUGCAAUUGAGAUAAUUAACACCCUAAACUUGACCAAAACUGUCGAUUUGCACCCCUCCGUCAAAUUCAACGUUUUGCAUCCAAAUAUGAGGAGUAAUAUGGUCAUUUAUUAUUUAUUUCUUUGAAUAAUAAAAAUAAAUGAAAAAUAAUUCUUUAGAGGGAGAUUCAUGCCCUUCCAUC